AUGUACUGCAUGCGCAGCCCACUCGCGCGACGGCAAUUUCUCAAGCUCGCGACACGGCCACCACCACUACCACCGCACCGCUCCGUCGCCGCCAGCCCUCGAUGGAAAUCCGAUAAGCACAGCCCAGAGGCAGAGGCCACGCCAGUGGAAGCCUCAGCACUCAUUUACCCGGCGCCGGCCACGACGCAACACGACAACCUCGCCUCCUUUAUCUCGUACGCGGAACGGACGGGCCUCGACGCGACAUCUACAGUCUACGUGGGCACGCACUACGAGUACACGGUCGCGGCGAGCCUCGCACGGUACGGCCUCGCCCUGCGUCGUGUCGGGGGCGCGCGCGACCGCGGAACCGACUUGCUCGGCACCUGGACCCUUCCCGACGCGGCGGGCGGCUCGUCGGCGGUGCUGCGCGUGCUGGUGCAGUGCAAGGCCGGCGCCGGGCAGCGCGUGGGGCCGCAACACAUACGAGAGCUCGAGGGUGCGAGGGCGGGUGCGCCGCCGGGAUGGCGCGGCGACGACGUGCUAGCGGUGCUGGCGUGCGAGCGCGCGGCGACAAAGGGCGUGCGCGAGGCGCUGGGACACAGUCGCUGGCCGAUGGCGUAUGUGUUCUGCGAGGGCGGCGGCGGCGGCGGCGGCGCGGUCAGGCAGAUGCUGUGGAAUAAGAAGGCAGAGGAGAGCGGGCUGGCCGGCCUGGGCGUCGGGACGAGGCACGUGGGCGAGGGCGAGAACGAGGACACGGAGCUGGUGUUGACACGCAAGGGCAGGGCGCUGCCGUUUGUAGGCGGCUGA
This is a messenger RNA of Beauveria bassiana ARSEF 2860, 789 nucleotides long. Its product is annotated as Protein of unknown function DUF2034. The transcript has a single exon. NCBI's taxonomy places the organism in Eukaryota, Fungi, Ascomycota, Sordariomycetes, Hypocreales, Cordycipitaceae. Gene Ontology annotation, cellular component: mitochondrion. The coding region runs from base 1 to 789 and encodes 262 amino acids. The record is from RefSeq and is a predicted model, not a curated record.